AGGCUGCGGUCAGUUUCGCCUGCGCGCUCAUGGUGCCCUGGUUGCUAUCCGCGUGCAGCCGCAGGGACGGCCGCUCGCAGCAGAAGCCCUCCCUCGCGGCUGGAGCGCGGCACGGAGGCCACCUCCAGCGGCGAGCCGCCCUCGCUGGCGUGGGGGAUGCACGGGCCAGCGGGGGCGUGGGCGCUGCUCCAGGGCGCUGGGCGCGGGGCUCGUUUACCAGACCUCGAGGCCGUGCCCGCGGCUGUGGCCGACGUUGCGCUGCUGGCCUGGCUCGGGGACCUCCGCGGCGCCGCCGAGCUGUCCGCGGUCUGCGCGGCGGGCGGCAAGGCCCUGUCGGCCUUGGAGCAGCUGGUCGCCGAGAUCGGCCGGGCGGAGAAGGCGUCCGGUGGCGGACGGUGGUGGUGCGCUGGGGCGGCAACGCCGAGCUGGCCGCCGAGGUGGUUCGCCCGGGCUCCCCCUGGGAGGAGAUGGUCGCCUCAGGCCUUGCGCGGCUGAUCGCCGUGGACUACCGCGGCUUCGGUUGGUCGGGCGGGGCGCCUUCCAUGGCAGCGCUGCGCGCCGACGUGUCGGACCUCCUCGUUGCGCUGCCCGCCUGGCACGCCGCGCGCGGGCUGCGCUGGCCCCCCGCCCCGGGCCGGCUGGUGCUGCUGGGGCGGUCGCUGGGGGCGCAGGCCGCCCUGCACGCUGCCGCGCUGCUGCCCCCGCCGCUGCGCGCCGCGCUGGUGCUGGACUCGCCCGCGGUGUGCCACUGGCCGCUGGAGCAGGCUUGCCUUUCGCACGAUACGCCCUGGCCUCGGCUGCGGCCAACGUCCGAGGACGACGACAACCCCGAUGUGCACGAGAAGGGCUGCAACGAGGCAGACGUGGUGGUCGCAGACGCUGGCCACGCUGCCGCCCUUGCCGAAGUCGCGCGCCUCGGAGGGGUCAUCGCCGAGGUGGAAGCGGCCGAGGUUCGCGCUGGCUGCUGGGAGGCGCUCAGCGCUGCGCUUGCCGAGGCUGGCGCGCCGCGCCUGCGGCCCGCCGGCCGGCGGCUGGAGCGGUGCGCGUGCUGCCGGGCGCCCGGGGCUCGGCGGGCGCAGCCGGCCCGGGAGGCCGCGAUGCUGGACGCGCAGGACAUCGUCUCGGGCCUGGACUCCGAGCUGCUGCUACUGGCCUCGGCCUCGGCAUCCGAGGGGCCCUGUGUUCCACCCAGCAGACUUGAGACCGACAUUGCCGAGGUGGAGGCGCCAAUACUCACGGUCUUGCUGCUGCAGGCGCUGGGAUUGCAGCGGCAGUGGGAUGGUGGCGCCCUCUGCGAGGGGCGCGCUCCAGUGAUUCGCGACGAGGUGAUUGGGCAACCUGCGCUCGACGAGGCAGGUGCGUGCACCUCGGAGGAGCUGGCCGCGCAGAACGAGCCUUGCAACCAAGAACCAAUAGGGCAAGCAAUGCACAUGCCGCUGCGCUACGUGCUCCACUACUGCUACAACACUUUCAACGUGCGGGAGCGCGCGGAGGACCUGCGGGAGGGCGGCCCGUGGCGCGACGUGUUUUCGCACUCCGCCCUGGAGAUCCGGGACGCGAGCCACAUCCUCCCGCAUGCGAGGGCCCAGCAGAUGUAUUACCACGGCAUGGGCCCCGACGGCCGAUGGCGCGGCUGGGCGCCCUUCGCCGACUGGUUCCGGUACGAGGUCAUGGCCCGCCACGGGGGCUGGUGGGUCGAUGCCGACAGCAUCAGCGUGCGCAACCUGGCCCGCCUGACGGACGGACCGCCACUGGCCCCCAUCUCUGGGCGCCAUAGGGGCGACCGGCGCACGGUGGGGGCGGUGGCGCUCCCAGACCCGUACGCGCCCGCCGAGGCUGAGCUUCAUCGGUGGAGCGCCGAGCUACCUCCAGUUGACCGUCAGGCGCAGCCGAGCCCAGGCUCGCCAGGGGUCCGCUCCGCGCACCCCCGCGCGGCGUUCUGCGGCUGGGCCGCGCGGCUUGCCACCGCUGGGUGGCGCGUGGGCCUCAUCACGAACAGCCACUUCUUCGUGCCCCCAGCCCGCUGCUCCUUGAUGCGCCCCCUGGCGGACGAGAUGCGCUCGCUGCUGGAGCGGUACGCGGCCGAGGUGGAGAUGCGCGGCAAGGAGGCUGUCACCGGAUUGGACUCCAGGGGGCAGGCGCUCUGUGCGCUACCCACGGGCAUCGUUGGCAUGCAAGCCUUCCAGCGCUUCGCCCAGAAGCUGAUGCGCGAGUCCGCUUGCAGCGCAGCUGUGGACAGGCCCUUGGUUCUGCACUGGUGCGUAUUCAACCCCGUUGACGCCAACGACCCCGACCGGAUGCACCGUGUGCUGGCUGGCGAUGAAAUUUUGCGAGGCCGUUGGGUGCAUGCCAUCCAUAUCUUCCGGAUCGUGCGAGACGAGUGGGAGCGUCGCGGUAUGCCAGCGCCUGUGCUACGCCCGGUUACCUGCGACGAUCCGCCAUCAACUCCAGACGCGCGCGAGGCGGCGCGACGCCCGGCGCGGCGGGCGGUGCGCUCCGCGGCGGCCCCGCAGGCGCUCGCCGAGCUCCCCGUGCGGGAGCUCCCCGCGCCGAGCGGCCCCCUCCUGAAGCGGAGGAGGGGCAGGCUGGCGAGUGCCGUGGGCGUGUAG
Molecule: messenger RNA, 2609 nt
Organism: Prorocentrum cordatum
Lineage: Eukaryota; Dinophyceae; Prorocentrales; Prorocentraceae
Source: the annotation of a GenBank genome assembly